AUGCUAAAGAUGCCAACAUCAACCAGAACCGCCGUUGCAAUUAUCGUCCUUUCCGUAAUUGGGUUUACCCAUUCGACGACAACCUCACCGGUACGGAUAAACAAAUGCUGCGAGAAGUUUGAGGUCAUGUACGAUGAAAAGUGUACCGUCGCCGCCACGGUCAAUGCAACCGUGUGGAAACCAGAGUUCAUCGGUCGGAAAGGCGAACGGAACGUGCAGGUCGACAAUUAUCGUUUCGUCAUUGGACUGCCAGACUGUGGCACCAAGCAGAAGUUCGACGUCUACGAAUACCACGACAGCUAUGACAAAUUGAUUCUCUUUCCGGAUGGUCAGCUGCGGCACCUUAGUCUGCGCCAUCACAGCACCGAGCAGGGUAGCGUUGACAGCUAUCUCGAUGAGGACUACAUCGGCGACACUAACGGGCCGCUGCUACAGCACGACUUCGCGCAGGGGCUUUACUGUAUGGAUCGUGCUAUCGGCAGCGGCGGUGAGGGUGGAAAACUGAUGGAGGGUUUGAUAGCGAAGGUGUGCUCCCCGAAGCAAGAGAUCCACUGGACCGACAGUGACGUGAUGUUGCGCAAGAUCAUCAACCCGAUUUGCCACGGUUUGGCCAUGAUCAUUCUGCUGAUAGUAGCGAUCAUUUACUUUGUGCUGCCAACGCUGCGCGAUCUCGUCGGCAACAUGGUGACAACGAUCACGAUGUGUCUGAUCGUGAGCCAGGCGGCCGAUCUGGUACGCAUCUUCACCGAGUUCAGCAACCAUGUGAGCUUCCUCAUAGCGGAUCUGUUCUUCUACGUCAGCCUGCUCGGUGCAUUCUUCUGGCUAAAUGCGAUGGGUUACUACAUCUGGAAGAUGUUCCGCACGCGUAACGUUUUCUUGCGCGUUAGCGAUGGUCGAAAGUACUGUUGGUAUUCGGGAUAUGCCUGGGGAUGUACCGGCACGAUGGCAGCAAUCGCAGUGUUUGCACAUUUCUUUCUCGAUCUCCCGGGCAGUAGCACCGGCAACAGUGGCACCGAAACCACUCACCAUCUCGGAAGAGAAAGCUUUUUCGAAGGGCAGGACAAUAUCAGCUGGCUAGGUAUAGCCGUGUUCUUCACCCCGAUUGCGUUUAUUAUUAUAGUGAACAUUUUCUUCUUCGUCACUACGUUACGCUUCAUCAAUCGGAUGCACACGUACGGACGAAUUCAUCAUAAGCUACGCUGUAGCUUCGUUAUGUUCACACUCAUCUUUGCCACAAUGAGUAUCGCUUGGCUGUUUCUCAUUCUCUCGUGGUUGCAUUUUGACGGGUUGCUCUACAUGCACAUCAUUGCCAAUGCGCUGCAGGCACCCUGCAUCCUCUAUAUUUGUGUGUUGCGCCAAAAGCAUGUAACGUUCCUUGUGAAAUCAUGCUUCCGUGACCAAGCACCCCAAACGACCGAGUGGGGUGACGAGAUGACUUACAUGAACGGUGGUGAUUACUAA
This is a messenger RNA of Anopheles marshallii, 1461 nucleotides long. RefSeq names its product probable G-protein coupled receptor Mth-like 5 (gene mthl5). The transcript is spliced from 3 exons. The record is from RefSeq and is a predicted model, not a curated record. Gene Ontology annotation, molecular function: transmembrane signaling receptor activity. Gene Ontology annotation, cellular component: membrane. NCBI's taxonomy places the organism in Eukaryota, Metazoa, Arthropoda, Insecta, Diptera, Culicidae. Bases 1 to 1461 code for a protein of 486 amino acids. Gene Ontology annotation, biological process: cell surface receptor signaling pathway.